Molecule: messenger RNA, 13621 nt
Organism: Sciurus carolinensis (gray squirrel)
Lineage: Eukaryota; Metazoa; Chordata; Mammalia; Rodentia; Sciuridae
Product: KIAA1549 ortholog
Exons: 21
Coding region: 1-6630 (2209 amino acids)
Source: RefSeq, a predicted model, not a curated record
AUGCACGCCGGGCUCUUGGGAAGCAGCCCGACUUCUCCCCGCUUUGUCCGCGCACAGGCUGCCCGGAACGCAGGCGCCCGGCACACACCUGCUGCCCGCACCGAGCGCGGCAGAGGAGGAGUGCGAGGCCCGCCGUCUCCGGGCUUGCCAGGUUCCCGGCUCCGACCCCUCCUCGCGGGCCUCCUGCGCUCCGGGCGCCCCGGGGGAGCCAGGGCGGCGGGACCCAGCGCUAGGUGCCGGGUCGGGGCGGCGCCCGCGGCUCGCCCGGCCCAGGCCUCCCGCGUCCCCCGCGUCCCCUCCCGAGAGGCGGGUCCUGGGGGAGGGCCGGGCACCGGCCCCGCCGCCGCGCCCGCGCCCGCCGCGCCGCCGGGGCCGCCCCGCAGGCAAGCGCCGGGCCGGCCGGGAGGUGGUGCUCGCCUCCCCGCGCCCGGGCCCGCGCGUUGCCGGGCAGCGGCUCCGAGGCUCCGAAGGGGGCGGAGCGGCGAGGCCGGCGUGCGGCUGGCGGCCCCUGUCCGCGGUUCCGGCCCCCGGCCCGCCCCCGCCUCGCCGGCCUCCCUCCGCGCCGGUGCGCGGCGCCCCGUCCCAGCCGCAGGGCAGCGGCCGCCCCUCCACGGCUUGAGCGCGCCGAGCCGCGAGGCCGGGCCGGGGCGCCUGCCGGGAGUGCCGGGGGCGCGGCGCCGACGCCGAGGCGCGGCCAUGGAGGGGAAGCCCCGCGCCGGGGUCGCGCUGGACCCGGGGCCGAGCGGCCGCGGGCCUUCCGCCCGCCGCGCCCGCCGCCGCCGCCGCCCGGGGCUGCUGCUCCCUGGCCUCUGGCUGCUGCUGCUGGCCCGGCCGGCCUCGUGCGCCCCAGAUGAGCUCUCCCCGGAACAGCACAACCUCUCCUCAUUCCCCGCGGAGCUCCUGCUGGAGACCAGCACUGCGCCCAGCGCUGCACACGUGGCCUUAACAGAGACUGCUGCGUGGUCCCAGCCGAGCAGGUCUCUGCUCCCCAUGUCCUCUCCAUCUGCCACUAGUUUUGAUACAGCCUUUUUUAACCACGGAAAACAGACCCAAAGUACAGCAGAGCACAGCAUCUUUGUGGCAAAUUAUGGGUCGGUGACGAGUAAUGAGGUGGCCUUCGGUGACGAUGACAUGGAUAACUUUUUGCCAGAUGCUCCCUGGACUUCUGCACGGAUGGUGUCCCCAAUGCAGUCCAUCAUGGUCAGCCCCCCAGAGCUGCCUGAAGAAACGCCUGAGCUCAAGCCCACUCCGUCACUACCUGGGAUUUCUCUACAGAACAAAGAGGUGACGUCCGCCUGGCAGAGCUCAGCCCAGCCACCAGCGACUUACGCAGAGUCCCCCAGUCACUUCAGCACCUUUUGGCUAGCUUUUCCCACCUCCGAGGGCAUAAUUCCAACUCCUAAUGGGAAUCUGGUGCUUUAUCCUACCGGAACUUAUAGCCAGUUACCAAGUAGGACUUUGCCAGAGACGGAGGCUCCAGUGACAGAGGACUCAGGAGCCCUGCCCUUUGGCUUUUGGUCUUCUCUGCCUCGGCCCUUAGGUGGUGACAUUCCCCCACAGCCAUCUCUCCCCCUGGGGGAGGCCUCACAGACGCCAGAGGAGAUCCUGGCCACAAGCAUAGACGGACACCCUGUUGUCACCACUGCUUGGAGUUGGCAUCUGGAAGAAACCAUCUCUCCAGGGACGUACCCUGCUGUCACCAUGUCACAGACGGCCUUUGCUCUCAGUAGCACACACUGGGCUUCAUUUCCCUCCCCUCUUGCCUUUGUAUCUUUUUCUACUCCUUCAGCUGAGGCUUCACGUGACCCCUUCCUUCCUGGAGACACGGGCGAGACCUCAGAGUUGCCUGGCAGUCCUGUGGUCCCCGGUCACGGGGCGGAUACCCUGGUCCUGAGCCCCGUGGCCUCCCUCAGGCCCUAUACGUGGUGCGCAUCCUGUGCCGUGGCAUCUCCUCGGCACGUUCUGGCCACAAGCCCUGUGGAGAGAGACGUGGGGUCAGGGGACGGGCCCGAGACCCUGACGGUGGCCACACUGGAAGUGAGCAGCCCCUCUCUGUGGAGCAGUGAGGCCACCGACCUCUCUGAGUUCGAGGAAGAUCCUCAAGAGUAUAACACGCGGUUCCCCUCCAGGCCCGUCGUCUCCCUUCCUUCUAGGUCCCUGAGGGUCUCAGAAGCAAGCCCUGGCCUGUCGGCCGAGGAGGGCCUGAGCAGCACCAUCGCCACCCAGGUGCUCCCUGCCCUGGACCGCCUCUCCACGCCGGUGUCCCUCCCGCCUGCCUCUGGCUUCUCCUCGGUGGCUGACGCUCGAGUAACGCCCUCCAGUGUGACGGCUGUGUCUUUCUCAGCGAUCGCUAGUGACCUCCUUGACUCGUCUCUCUUUGUCACGGUGAACAGAAGCACGCUGUCCCCAGUUGUAGAGGCGAGUCUCUCCCCCACUGAGAGUCAGGUUCCUUCCUUGGAGCCUUCCCCUUUCCCCCUCCAGGAGCCCUCCGGGGUGUCCCAGCAGCCAUCUGCGAGUGUCCUGGAUCUGGCGGCCAGCUUCUCCUCUACUCCUCCGCUGGAGCUGAGCAGCCCAGCCCCCUCCUCUUCACAGGUUCCUGCUGCUCCAUCUCUGAUGCCAAGUGGCCUGUCCCCCUUUGCGUCUCCGUCCCUUUCAGCCUGGGCGGCGACCUUGGCCUUGUCUGACUCUGCCGGUUUGCACCCACCUCAUCUUUCUGCCCUGAGUUCCAUAGACCUGGCGUCGUCUCAGCUCUGGCCGAGUUCAGACGUCCCUUUAAGGACGGUCGCUUUUCUCCCUGGUCAUUCUGAAGUGCCAGCGCUCCCAAGCUUGCCCUCUGAUCCUCUCCAGCUUGCUGGAUCAUCAACCGCCUGGCCCACGGACUCCGACACCCAUUUUACCUCCGCUCCCGUGGGAACUACCACCUCUUUUGAGUUUUUGCCCAUCCCCCAUGGUUCUGUGGUCACCCCGCUGGUGCCCCCGGGCUCCGAGCCCACCCUCGACGUCUCUACUGCUGGGACUCACCCCACAUCCCUGUCUGCAGCUUCCCCUUGGACACCCAGUUUUACCGAGGCUUCUUCGUCCUUGACUCUGACACUCUCUGAGGACCUGGUCAGUGCCACAGACGAUCACAGAUCUGUCUUUCCCUCUUCUUCCCAAGUCGUUUCCACUGGUCCAGUGUCCGUCAGUGAUGCGUAUCUGCCAUCAGCGUCCUCAGCUAUCCCCGGGGGGAGCUCCUCACCCCUGCCCACAGAGCCACCGUCCACACCCACAGGUUCACCAUGGAACGCGUCCCCCGAGCCAGGCACACCCAACAGCACUGCCUCCGCUGGCGAUACCGUGGACUCUGCCCUGAGCAGUGGCACUGCGAGUCAGAGCCCCCCGGAGGACAGAGCAACCCCUCCAGGGCCGUCCCUCCACCCUGUGACCACCUCCACUCUCGAAGCGACAGUGGGUACUCCAGCACCAGCCACCACCAAGUCACCCUAUGUGUGUGACAUUACAGUUCCCGAUGCCUACUUGAUCACAACUGUGCUGGCCAGGAGAGCCGUGCAGGAGUACAUCAUUACCUCCAUCAAGGAAGUGCUGAGGAUUCACUUCAACCGCGCGGUGGAGCUGAAGGUUUAUGAACUAUUCACUGAUUUCACUUUUCUGGUAACAUCGGGUCCUUUUGUUUACACGGCAAUAUCAGUCAUUAAUGUACUUAUUAGUAGUAAACUAGUGCGUGACCAAACUCCUUUAAUCCUGUCUGUGAAACCUUCUUUCUUCGUGCCAGAGUCCAGGUUCCAAGUCCAAACAGUCCUUCAGUUUGUGCCUCCCAGUGUGGAUACUGGCUUCUGCAACUUCACCCAGCGCAUUGAGAAAGGCCUGAUGACCGCUCUCUUUGAAGUGAGAAAGCACCACCAGGGGACCCAUAACCUCACGGUGCAGAUCUUGAACGUCACUGUCGGCUCCUCCAGGAUGGCGCCUCGGCGGGGCCCGGUGAAUAUUAUCUUUGCUGUUAAAAACACACAAGGAUUUUUGAACGGCUCAGAGGUGAGCGAGCUGCUCAGGAACCUGAGUCUGGUGGAGUUCAGCUUCUACCUGGGGUACCCAGUGCUGCAGAUCGCAGAGCCCUUCCAGUACCCACGGCUCAACUUGUCUCAGCUCCUGAAGUCCUCCUGGGUCCGAACAGUCCUCCUGGGCGUCGUGGAGAAGCAGCUCCAGAACGAGGUGUUUCAGGCUGAGAUGGAGCGCAAACUGGCCCAGCUGCUGAGUGAAGUUCCCACCAAGAGACGCAUGUGGAGAAGGGCCACCGUGGCUGCAGGGAACAGCGUGGUGCAGGUGGUCAAUGUGUCCAGGCUGGAGGGAGAUGACAAUCCCGUGCAGCUCAUCUACUUUGUGGAGGAUCAGGACGGGGAGAGACUCAGUGCCGUCAAGUCUUCAGAUCUGAUUAACAAGAUAGACCUUCAGAGAGCAGCGAUUAUCUUGGGGUACCGAAUCCAAGGCGCUAUUGCCCAGCCUCUGGACAGGGUGAAGAGGCCGUCUCCGGAGUCCCAGAGCAGCAACCUGUGGGUCACCGUUGGUGUGGUCAUCCCAGUGCUGGUGGUGAUGGUGAUCAUCGUCAUCCUCUACUGGAAACUCUGUCGCACGGACAAGCUGGACUUCCAGCCUGACACUGUGGCCAAUAUUCAGCAGCGGCAGAAGCUGCAGAUCCCUAGCGUGAAGGGCUUCGAUUUUGCUAAGCAGCAUCUGGGUCAGCACAAUAAAGAUGACAUAUUGAUUAUUCAUGAGCCAGCACCACUGCCAGGACCUGUGAAGGACCACACCACGCCCUCUGAAAAUGGAGACGUGCCAAGCCCCAAGUCAAAGAUCCCUGCCAAGAACGUCCGCCACAGAGGAAGGGUCUCCCCCUCCGAUGCCGACUCUACCGUCAGCGAGGAGUCCAGUGAGAGGGAUGUGGGGGAUAAGACGCCAGCCGCCGUCCACGAGGGCAAGGCCCACAGAGCCCCGCAGAGUGAGUCCAAACAAUUUUCCUGCCUGAAGGACAAGGAGGAGGAAUUGAACAUAAAUCAUAGUCAUAAAAAGUGUCCCCAGAAUUCAGUGACUUUCUUAGGAUUCAAGGAUUUCACAGCUGUCACUGUCACUCCCCCCUUGCCCAGUUCAGGGAAUGAGCAGCCUUCCUCAGCCUCCAUCUUUGAGCAUGUGGACAGGAUUUCCCGCUCCUCCGAGGCCAGCCGGCGGGUUCCCAAUAAGAUCCAGCUGAUUGCCAUGCAGCCCAUCCCGGCACCCCCAGUACAGCACCCCAUCCUGGCUGACCGAGUGGCAGAAACCAACAAAAUCAACAAAGAGAUUCAGACCGCCCUGCGGCACAAGUCCGAGAUCGAGCACCAUCGCAACAAGAUCCGGCUGCGCGCCAAGCGCCGCGGCCACUACGAGUUCCCGGUGGUGGACGACCUGUCCUCGGGCGACACCAAGGAGCGGCACCGCGUGUACCGCAGGGCGCAGAUGCAGAUCGACAAGAUCCUGGACCCCACGGCCAGCGUGCCUUCGGUGUUCAUAGAGCCCAGGAAGAGCUCACGAAUCAAACGUUCUCCUAAGCCACGCCGGAAACACCAGGUCAAUGGAUGCCCUGCUGAUGCUGAGAAGGACAGGCUCAUCACCACCGACAGCGAUGGCACAUACAAACGACCUCCCGGUGUGCACAACUCCGCCUACAUUGGAUGCCCAUCUGAUCCUGAUCUCCCAGCAGAUGUGCAGACACCGUCCUCGGCUGAGCUGGGCCGGUAUCCAGGCCUGCCCUUCCCGGCCUCUCAGUACAUCCCACCCCAGCCGUCCAUCGAGGAGGCACGCCAGACGAUGCACUCCCUCCUGGACGAUGCCUUUGCCCUUGUGGCCCCCAGUAGCCAGUCUGCUGGUGCAGCAGGGGCAGUGUCCGGAGUCCCAGCCAGCCUGCCUGUGAACAGCACCCCUUCCCGUGAAGAAAGGCGAGCCACCCAGUGGGGGUCCUUCUACAGCCCAGCCCAGACAGCCAACAAUCCCUGCAGUAGGUAUGAAGACUAUGGAAUGACUCCUCCCUCUGGCCCAUUGCCAAGACCUGGUUUUGGCCCUGGGCUGCUGCCGUCUUCAGAGCUGGCGCCCCCUGAGCCCCCGCAGCCGCAGUCAUCCGCUGAAGCGCCAUUUGCUUCCAGAGGGAUCUAUUCAGAGGAGAUGCCAUCCGUGGCCCGGCCCCGGCCUGUUGGGGGCACCACAGGCUCCCAGAUCCAGCACCUGACGCAGGUGGGCAUUGCUAGCAGAAUCGGGGCCCAGCCCAUGGAAAUCCCACCCAGCAGAGGCGGCCAAUAUGGGGGACCAGGCUGGCCUGCAUACGGGGAGGACGAAGCAGGGCGAAGAGAGGCCCCUCACAUGCUCGGACAUCAAGAUUAUUCUUCUUCACCGCUGUUUCAGGUGCCAAGGACUUCGGGCAGGGAGCCCUCAGCUCCUCCCGGGAACCUUCCUCACCGGGGGCUGCCGGGCCCUGGACUGGGUUACCCCACCAGCUCCACGGAAGACCUCCAGCCUGGCCACUCCUCAGCCUCCCUCAUCAAAGCGAUCCGCGAGGAACUCCUCCGGCUCUCCCAGAAACAGAGCGCCGUGCAGAACUUCCACAGCUGAUGGGCCUCGCCGCAGGCUGGCCAGUAUCCGCUUCCCGUGGAAGCAAGACCAAAAGGAAGUCAACUGAGUGGGUGUUUGUAGGAGGAAUGAGCAUCCUUGGGCCCCUGCCUGAGGGAGGGAGCAAGUUGCAAUUUUAGAAGAUGCCAGAAGUCAUACAACAACUCAUGACACUUCUUCUAGAUUAGCAAUUUGGUGGUCACUCGGGUUCAGUUGAAAUGUGUGUACUUUUGGCCAAAAGCCAGCAACAUUUCACAAAAACAAAACGUAAACCUAAGCUAACAAAAUGACUUAAGUCUCCUUUUUCAAGGUAAAAGAUGAAAAUGCAUAGAUGGCAUCGGGUUGGAAGGAACCGAGCGAUUCAGACUGACGUGUACGAUGCACCUGCUGCUUUGUUUUCUAAGAAGAGAUUUGAAGACGUUUUAUUAACGGCUUGAUUUCCCUCUUUUUCUCCAUAGGAACUUAUUUUAAUAGGAAUAUUAACAACAAGAAUACUAAGACUGUUGGGAGAUUUUUUAAAAAGCUACUAGUGAGAAACCAAAUGAUAGUUCUAGAGCCUGAUGACUCCAAACGAAGCCAUCGCCUGUGUUCUUCCUCCUUUUUCUGGUGCUACAGCUCCAAGGCCCCUUCGCCUUUGUGUCUGUGAAAUGCAACCUUGGCUUUGCAGUGGAAGAAUGUGUCCAAGGGUUCAUUCUGUUCUAGGGGAGGAAAAAAAAAAGCAACUCCCAAGUGGUGGGGGAGAGCUUAAUAUUUAUUUGGUUAUUCAAAAUACAUAUCAGAAUUUAGAUUUACCUCCUUGAUUGUGUUUGCCAUUUAAUCACUGGGCUUGUGCACCUCCUAAUGGGACCCCCAUUUCAGCACAUACCAUUGAGGCCAGUCCUGCAGAAUGAGGCUUUCAGGAGGUCCUAACUGGUAGAUCCUUGCAUUUUGCUCGUGAUCUUGCUCACAAAUUAUGUUUGAAUGAGAAGUCUUAUGUAAGCAGACGUUAUUUAAAACAAAUUCCCAGGACCACCAAAUUAUUGUGAAUCCAUCCCUAGUAACCCAUUCCCUGUGUUCAAGACCUGGAAGUGGAACUGAGUCCAAUUCCAGACUUUCUUCAACGAAUCAAGAAGUGUCAAGAAGAAUUUUGAGACCACAAGGAAAAGGAGAGAGUUCCCCCUCAUUUCUGAUUUUAUUGUGUUAUUACUUUGUUGAGUGACUAUUAAAACUGUCUCAUGCACUGUGGGCCAGAGAGAGGGGGUCAUCUCACUUAAAACAUGCUCCUGAAGUAAACAUUUCCCCACAUCCCACGUUAUAGUCAGAAAGAGAGUGACAUUCUGUUUUCUGGUGCCUGAGUGAAACUCAGGAAAUGCAGGCUUACAGAAGAGAUUCCCACUCUGAACCUCUUUUUAUCAGAUGAAUUAAUACUUUUGAUUAAACAACAGAUAACAAGGUAGAAUUUGGGACUGUGCUUUAAUCAAAAUCUGUGUACCUGCGCCAAGUUUUAAGGAUCUGGAAACAGCUAGAACAAGCCUCCAGAGUGUAAUCAUUGGUUCCAUAAUCAUGCUUUACUCCCUUCUUGGUUAAGCUUAUGGAACACAUUUAGAGUUUGGGGACGCAGGGAAAGUCAGUUCUGGGGAAUUCACCUGCAUUCCACUGAAAGACUAGGGGUGCAGAAAGGUAAGUAUGUUAGUUAGCUUUUUGUUGCUGUAACUGAAACAUCUGAUGAGAACAAUUUAGAGGAGGAAAAGUUUAUUUUGGGCUAUCAGUUUUCAGUCCAUGGUCAUCCAGCUCCAUUGCUCUGGGAGCAAGAGGGUACAGAACAUCGGGAUGGAAGGAUGUGGUGAAGGGAAACUUCGCAGCUCAUGGCAGCCAGGAAGCAGAGAAAGCAAGGAGCCAGGGGCAAAAUAUAAUCCCCAAGGGCCUGUCCCAGGGCCUGUUUCCUCCAGGCGUACCCCACUUGCCUGCAGUUGCUAACCAGUGGUCCCUUCAGGUUUCGAUUCAAGCUGGGCUUGGUGGUGCAUACUUGUAACCCCAGCUACUUAGGCCGAGGCAGGAGGAUCCUAAGUUCAAGGCUAGUGUGGGCAACUUAAUGAGAACUUGUCUCAAAAUAGAAAGGCCUGGGGAUGUAGCUCAGUGACAGAACACCCCAUGUUCAAUUUGCAGUACUGCCAAAAUCAAAUGAUUAAUCCAUCAAGUGGAUUAAUCCACUGAUGAGGUUACAGCUCACAACCUAAUCAUUCGCCUCCAAACAUUCCUGCAUUGGUUCUCACAUGAGCUUUUCAGGGAACACCUUAUAUCCAAACCAUGACGGUAGAUCUGUCGAAUAAAGGACUGGCAACCUCUUGUCAGGCAGUCCCCAAAGGCUCCUAGUAGCGUAGGAGAGAAGGCCCCCUUCUGGGCUAGAUUUCUUACCUCUUGGUCUUGGCUUAAUACCAGACUGUCCCUAAAAUGGAUCCUCUUUUCAUGCCACUCAGAAAGAGCAGGUUUCCUGAUUAUAAUAUUAAGGCUUAGAUAUCCAAGCAGUUUUAUUAUGGACACUUUAUAGUAAGUUCACAUCUUGUGACAGCAGAUGGAAUAAAUGACCCUUUCUCUCCCCGGAGUUCUGCUUGGUGUUCUAAGUGUUUUGCAUCUCAUGUGUCCUGAAAAUGGUUACCUCCUCUGUGUGUUGCAAAAACGGGUCUCUGCUUCAAAGGGUGUGGCUGCAAUAGCAGAUUGGAUGCCUUUCAAACUGCCGCAAAGGGAUUCUGCCUGUGCUCUCAUUCUUAGAACCAAUACACCUUUGAAGAGAAGUCAAGACCAAAGAUGACAUAUAACCAGCAGCUGGUGGCAUGAGCAGGUCCUGCAGUUGCCAGUGCUGGGUUGUUGUGUGAGGCACCCUUGGUUUGUGCUUGUUGCCCCUAAGCAGCUGCUGUAGUAGUUUACCAGUUUCCAAAUUCAAUGUCCUGACUGUUGUGGGAUGCACCACACCCAGUGGGUCUUCAGACACCCCGUUAGCGUGCUCUACUUUAAAAAAAAAAAAUCCUUCUGUUUGAUCAUGCUUAACUUUGGAGUUCCAUUUAAAUUUAAAUUUUAUGUCUGUAAUUUUUUCCUGUUUUAGAAAUUCUAGUUGUAACAAACUAUAAAUUGGAGUCAGCAUUGUAGAGGAGAUUGUUAGACUUUUUAACUAACUCCCUGUGACAGGUUCCUUCUCUGAAUUUCAUUUUCCCCUUAAUCCACAAGAACACGCCUCCCGGGCCCACCUCCCAGGUUCUCAAGUUGUGAGAAAGUGAGGUGUUCCCAUCUGCAGACAUCCCCUGAGGACGGAGCAUCAAGCACUGUGAAAACGAAGGACGUUCUCUGUACGAAUGCCCUGGAUGGGUGACGGGACCGCCAUCAUCUGCCAGCGAGGGUUCACACGGACGCAUCCAGAGCAGGACUCAAAACCCCGUGGGACUCAUGCUCCUCACUCUCCUUUUGUUUUAAACUCACCCCCUGCACACACCUUUCACAGGGCAUCAAUUAACUAUCUUUCUGCUACUGCCUUUCUGUGCUUCCGACACCAAAUAGGUCAGCAGCCACGGAGCCCUGUCUUCUGAAAUAUUAGAAUCUAAGUCAGAUGGUACCGAUGGGUAUAAACAAUGGAAGAGAAAAAAAUAACGUGGGUUAAAGAUCCAUAAAGUUCAAGUGCACAAGUGCAUUGGGUACUCAGAAGUCAUGGAAGUUGCAUGUUGGGAAGUCAUAGGCUCUCGGGGAGAGAUCAAGUCCCAGCCAGUGGUGAGAUGCACAGGAUGAGCUUGGAGUAGGGAAGGGUGUUGAAAUUAGUGUUUGCUGGCGUUGAAAAUGAACUUGAUCCUGAACAGCGGCAGCAUGGCAAACUGCAGCGUUGAGGAUGAUUCUGAAGAGGAGGCGGUGGUGCUGGUGGAUGUGUUUGCUGUGACAUGUGAGCAGACGACCAACCUGGUGGAGAUGUACUGAUGAAGGUCUCAGGGGCGGGGAGUGAGUGCAGGGGACCAGGAACUGCUGAGGGUCCAGUGUACAGUGUGCAAAUAGUGACAAGAAUGAUUCAGAGGGUUGCCACUUAGAGCAGACCUUGAUGGCCAGCCUUUCAGUAACAUUAACCCUUUUUGGAGCACAGCAGAUUUUAAAUAAAUGUAUUUGGCUUUUUUAUAGCUACGCAUUUUCCUCAAAUUUUAUUUAAUGCCAGAGUGUGUGUGGAUUUUGGUGGCACAUGGUUCUUAAGGAGUGGGUUGUUGCCAACCAGAUUUUAUGGGGCAGGAGCCUGUGUGUUGCAGAGCACAGGAGGCAUGCUGGGAAGGCGUGGGCUGAAAUGAGGAACUGCGCUUUAUGAGUCCCCCAUUUCUCGGGUACAGGGUCAAUGUUUACUGCGUUUGUGCGACGUCUUCGUGAGCUCUCCAGGAACCAAGCCAGUCCCCCAGAGGCGGUCUGCGUUGGCAGUACUCCACGAGUUAAUCAUUAAGUGCCCCUCUCCUGGCCCUUGCGUCCUGGAGCCUUAGACGUGAAUGCAUUUGACGCUUGGAAGGACAGCCGGCUAGGUUCUGGGACAGGGGCACUCCUGGUCUUGAGUCCCACACUGACUUCAGCUCUCCCGGAGUUCUCGCCACAUCAUUUCUACCUCCAGAGCAAGGUUCCAAGCUGGUGGCCAGUCUUCUCAUCCACGCUGGGCCCAGGCAGGGACGAGGGUGUCUCCUGGAUGCCUGCGGGUGGCCCGUGUGAGCACAGACGCGUUCCUAUGGCCAGUCCAUUGAACUUGGGUCUCACCUUUACUCCAACAGCUGCAGGAGGUGUUUCUAUGAGCCACGACUGUGACAUUCUCACAAAACAUAUAGACUUGACACUUGUCACCUAAUGAGCAGGGAGGGCCCAGGUUUCCAGUUUCUUUUGAUAUUUUUGGAGGAAUUGUUGAUGUUUAAACUAGAGCUCCUUUGUCCACUGUUGAAAAGACUUGAAGAACGCCGCGAGGCGGUACAGCACUCAGUCCACGCUUGUGGAACAGCACGCUUGAUCCUUUAUCUCAAGAAUGUGUAGCAGAGCCGGGCAUGGUGACACACACCUGUAAUCCCAGGGACUCGGGAAACUGAGGCCGGAGGGUCACGUUCGAGGCCAGCCUCAGCAACCCGGUGAGACCCUGUCUCAAAAAUAAAGAAAGAUAAGAAAAGGGCUGGGGAUGUAGCUCGGUGGUAGAGUACCCCUGGGUUCAGUCCCCGGUGAGGGGUGGGGGACACGGCAGCAUUGAAGUGUAGGAUGAAAAUAGUAAGUGUCUUUGAAAACAAGCAGAAACCAGUGAGAAAGUGAGAGAAGCCAUUAGUGUCUUCGUCUGAUAAACUCUAGUCCAAUUUGGUGUCCCACAGGGUAGAUAAUGAUCCAGGCUCCUUGCUUUGCUUUCUGUCUCUGGGUUUUUCUGCUCUGGCACCACUUCGUGUUUAAAAGGUAGAAGGGACCGGGAACGAAGGGAAUGAUUCUAAUCUCGCUGUCCCCGAUUGCCCAGAACCUUCUUCCCGGACUACUCGGAGCAUUGUGAAUGCCCUUUUCUUGUGUCCACCAGGUUCAAACUUGACUCCCAAGUGUGCAGGUUGGGAACAGUAUGGGUUGGAGGUCAGGCCAGACACCUGUCUGCUCCUCUGGCAGAUGUGGGGAGGAAGGAGGGAGGUACUAGGAACCGCAUCUUAGGCAUUAGCUCAUUUGCUCUGAGCUGCGGGUAGAAGACUCUCCACUUGGCCCUCCUCUGGAGCUUCACUGGGGACCCUGGAGAUUAGGCUAGUGUUAACAGGAGGGGUUGCCCCAUGGACUUCCCGGGGGUGCCAACCUAUCUCUUCCUUGGUGAAGGCCCAUGUACUUCUGAUUCUUCCCGCACCCUCUUUCCUAGAUCAUGACUAUUAAUGUAUGAAACUGCAGAGAAAAUUGGGGCCAUCCGUGGCAUCAAUACUGCAAAUUGAACCUGACAAUCAUGAUUUGCUGGUCUCAAAUGGGCACCUAAAUCUCAGUAUGGGUAUAUGAUUUAGUAAUCGAACCCUCCCUUCUACUUGGCGGUUCUGUUUCUACCCUUCAAUUAGCUGCACUGUUUUCUAAUGUGCUGUAGAUUUUUUGAAAUAAUUUAUGCAAGUGUUUGGUUUCCAUGUUUACAAUUUUUACAGCUUUCCUAGCAUUUGAAAUGGAAAUGUCAAUAAAUGCUAUGAAUUGGUGUCAAAGUGAUAUUUUCUGUUUAUUUCCUUGGCAACAUGAUAGUUUUCUCAUUUGUAAAACGUGAAAAGUUGGGUGAGGUGACCUUUCAGUUCUCUAAAUCUGUGUCCCUGGUGAGAACACCUAGUCCUGCCUUUGUUUUCCAAGGAAUUAAGUUGAAAGUAUUCCAUUCGGCGAGGAACUUGCGGGAUCGGUUUCCACUCACAUCGCCAGCGCCACACCCUUCUGCUGUUCUGCUACCCACUGAUCGAAUUGAGGCAUCUGCUAAGAGCUGAUUCAUUUUGGAAUUAAAAGAUUUAGCAAGAAAUGAGAAGGUUAAAGUCCUUACAAUCUUGAAAGGUAAUAGGGUAAACCUGGAGUUUUGGUGAAACCCGAGGAAAUGAGAAGCCCUGGCAACUUAGAAAAGCAGAAGGAGCUCAGACCACAGGAGGACAUUGCAACGAGAUGAAAUGUGGAAUCCUGGAUAGGAUCCUGGGUCGGUGAUACCAACAGAGGAGGACCCUGGUAGGAACCCCGGGGAGAUCCAAAGAAUUGCUGUUGUUUUAACAGUUGGAUAGAGGGUAUUUUAUUGGUUUUGCUCUGUUAUGGUAUUAAGACUUAAAUAUUAGAGGAAACUAUGGAGAAGCUGUACAGAAACUCUGUACAUAAUUUUUGCAGUUUUUUUCCAAACCUAAGGUGAUUUUAAAAUAUAAGAACAGUUUGGGUGGUGUAGCUCAAUGGUAGUGUGUGUGCCUAGCAUACAGGGGUCCUCAAUUUGACUCUCAGCAUCACAAUACAUAAAAUAAACACAAGGCCCUGAGUUCAAUCUUCAGCAUCCCUCAUCUUACACACACGC